Messenger RNA from Phytophthora infestans T30-4, 1545 nucleotides. RefSeq lists its product as uncharacterized. The transcript is spliced from 11 exons. Gene Ontology annotation, molecular function: protein binding. The record is from RefSeq and is a predicted model, not a curated record. Bases 8 to 1477 code for a protein of 489 amino acids. Gene Ontology annotation, cellular component: Golgi apparatus. Lineage: Eukaryota; Oomycota; Peronosporomycetes; Peronosporales; Peronosporaceae.
ACUCGUGAUGGCUCUGCAACCCAGCUCGCGCGCGUGGGCCCCAGUGCCUUGCGAGAACCCAUCAGCAGCACCCUGUCACCGCUCACUGCACGUGUGUGCUGUGCGCAAGGACUCGCUCUUCAUCUUCGGAGGGUACGACGGCUCCAACCGCAUUAACGACUUUUACGAGUUCAACUUCAAGCGUAAAUUAUGGUCAGUAGUGCUGGCCAUUGGCUCGGCGCCAAGCCCGCGCGACCGCCAUGUGGCGGUGGUCUACAAAGACUCGUUCUACGUGUUCGCGGGCUUUGACGGCAGCUCGCGCGUCAACGACUUCAUCGAGUACAAUUUCUUGACGCAGAGAUGGAGCAACGUUGUGGUUAGUGCUGGUCUGCCACCCACAGCUCGACACAGUCAUGCUGCGGUGGUGUAUGACAAAUCAAUGUACUGCUUUGGAGGAUACGACGGAAGCUACAGAAACGACUUCCACGAGUUCAACUUUGAAACCAACACUUGGUCGCUAGUGGCAGCCACCGGGCGCGUUCCGAGACCUAGGUAUCGGUCCUCCUUGGUAGUGCAUAACCACACAUGCGUGCUAUUUGGCGGUCAUGAUGGCUCUCGUCACCUCAACGAUGUUCAUGUAUAUGACUUUGACACACGAGUGUGGUCGUUGCUGGCAACCGAGGGUCCAGCACCAAUUGCUCGUGAUAGUCACGUGGCUGUCAUCCACUCGAACUCCAUGUACAUAUUCGGUGGCAGCACGGGGACUGCAGUAAACGAUUUCUACGAGCUCGAUCUGGAGGUGAAUACGUGGCAACCGAUGCAGUUUAACGGUCAGCCGCCAGGACAGCGCUUUUGUCACGUUGGAACCGCUUACGACUCGAGCCUCAUCAUCUUCGGAGGUUACGACGGAAGUAGUCGGCUUAACGACUUCAAGCAGUUCCGUUUUGGAGAGGAAGAGUUCCAACUGGAGAUUCCUGAGAGCACACUGAUUAAUGAUCUGAGGAUGCUGGUGAACAACGACGUCAUGAGUGAUGUGACGUUUGUCGUGGAGGGAAUUCCCGUGUACGGGCACAAGAUUUUGUGUAUUCGCUGCAGCUACUUCAACGCGAUGCUGACAGGAGAGAUGCUGGAGAGUCGAGCGCGAGAGAUCCAGAUCACAGACGUGCGUCGUCCCAUCUUUAUUUCUUUGAUGGAAUAUCUCUACACGGAUUAUUUGGACGUCGCCGUGGACGUGGCAAUGGAAUUGUUCGUCACUGCUGAUCGGUAUGGAGUUGAACGCUUGAAGCGCAUCUGUGAAAGUAAAAUGCUGGGAUCGCUAUGCGUGGAAAAUGCUGCUAGUAUUUUCCACGCUGCCGAUCUACAUAACGCGACAGUGCUGCGAGACCAGUGCGUCACCUUCAUGCUGCACAACUUUGACGCCGUGACGAAGACUGAUGCUUUCGAAGAAAUGGGCCGAACCAAUGUUGAAUUGGUCUUCGAACUGCUGAAGCGCCGCUAGGAUGGAAGUAGCGGAAGUGCCAAGUGCAAUGCUUUCUUGUCAGAUUUUAUAGAAUAUAUACGCUGAAC